CUGCUUGUGUGGGGCCUGCGCCCGCCCGCGCCCGCUACCUGCCCGGCACCAUGCCAGGGCGAGCGCUACACCGGCCUCUCAGCAUCCACCACUGUCAGUUUAUCACAAGCACAUCACCAACUACUUCCACCGAACGUCUCACUCACUCAACUUCGAAGUGACGCACCACCACAGCUGCUGACACACUUCCACCAACUGAAACAAAGAUAA
Danaus chrysippus (African queen) is the source of this 210-nucleotide messenger RNA. Lineage: Eukaryota; Metazoa; Arthropoda; Insecta; Lepidoptera; Nymphalidae. The record is from the annotation of a GenBank genome assembly.